GACUCCACUUGAAGGCAGGCGAGACAGUUUCAUCAUCUGAAUCACUGCUGCCAACACAAACAAAGACAUGGUGUCAGUCAAAGCUGUGGUGAUGGUGCUAGCACUCCUUACUGUGUGUCUGACAGCAAACACAUCUGCCGCUUAUCGUUACUGCUGCCGAAGGUAUAUGAUAGGCAGAUUACGAGAGUCUGAUAUCAAGGGGUACUCAGUCCAGACUGUCAAGGAGAUGUGUCCCAUUGAUGCCAUCAUUUUCCACACAAAGAAGGGGAAAGCAUGCACCAAUCCCGCUUUGAAAUGGGUGAUGGAUGCUGUUGAUCAUUUAAGGACUAAAGCCCAGAAGGUCCAUCAGCACAGCUCACAGCAGCAGUAAUAGAUGAUCAUCUGAGCUUUUUAAGGGGAUGGCAACGACAGCAACCAAACCUUUUUCUAUGUGAGCUUUGCAACCAGCAACCAGCAACGCUUCAGUGUGUUAAAAUCCAGUAAAUAACAAAUAUGUUUUUAAGCAGUGCAGUAUCAGCUCAGUUUUAAGAGCUUGUAAACUAUUUUUAUUUUUUAUUCUUUGUAAAUGUAAGAUUUUGUUUUUGUGCAUGUAUAAAUUUGUGUUAAACAAAUGUAAUUUGUUCCAUUAAUGGUUUUGUGGGUUAUAAACAUGCAAAUAAAAUGAGUACGUA
Messenger RNA from Archocentrus centrarchus (flier cichlid), 671 nucleotides. RefSeq names its product C-C motif chemokine 20-like. The transcript is spliced from 4 exons. Gene Ontology annotation, cellular component: extracellular region. Bases 68 to 370 code for a protein of 100 amino acids. Gene Ontology annotation, molecular function: chemokine activity. The record is from RefSeq and is a predicted model, not a curated record. NCBI's taxonomy places the organism in Eukaryota, Metazoa, Chordata, Actinopteri, Cichliformes, Cichlidae. Gene Ontology annotation, biological process: immune response.